Messenger RNA from Alternaria atra, 1677 nucleotides. RefSeq lists its product as uncharacterized. Gene Ontology annotation, biological process: N-terminal peptidyl-glycine N-myristoylation. Bases 1 to 1677 code for a protein of 558 amino acids. Gene Ontology annotation, cellular component: cytoplasm. Gene Ontology annotation, molecular function: glycylpeptide N-tetradecanoyltransferase activity. NCBI's taxonomy places the organism in Eukaryota, Fungi, Ascomycota, Dothideomycetes, Pleosporales, Pleosporaceae. The record is from RefSeq and is a predicted model, not a curated record. The transcript is spliced from 3 exons.
AUGCCUCAGGAGAACUCCAAGGUGUCCGAUCCCGACGCGACUUCGCAAGCGGCCGCCGAAGUUAUCGCCGAAUCGAGCAAGCAACCAGAAGCUGAAUCCGCAGACGAGAGCGGCGAUGAGGCGACCGAGACGGUAGAAGGUGCAGAGGGCGCGGCAGAAAAGAAAAAGAAGAGCAGGAAGCGCAAGAUCAAGGAUGCCCUCAGCGGCAAAGGCAAGGCCGGCGAGGUCGCAGACUUGAAUGCGCCCGCAGGAAACGUCUUACCAAAAGAAGCGAUGAACAUGCUGCUCGCGAACAACCCCGGGCUGGCAAAUGAACUGCAGGGCAAGGCGAACAACAAGGAGGAAUUGGCUCAAUUGAUCAAGAAACUCAACAUCAACGAGAUGCUGACAGGUCUGGCGCCACAAGGCAGCCAAAAGGACAUGGCCAGCCACGCCUUCUGGAAGACGCAGCCUGUACCCAGCUUCGAGGAGAUGGCCAACAAGGAAAAGAUCAAGGACGGCCCGAUCAAGGAGAUCAAGAUUGAGGACGUGGACAAGAAUCCAAGUCCCAUGUACCCUGGUUUCGAAUGGGUAACGAUGGACCUGGAGGAUGAGAAGCAGCUAGAGGAGGUGUAUGAGCUGCUCACAAACCACUACGUUGAAGACAAGGAUGCGACCUUCCGCUUCAAGUACUCGCCAUCAUUUUUGAACUGGGCCCUGAAAGCACCUGGCUGGAAGAAAGAAUGGCACGUCGGCGUCCGCGCAACCGCCUCAGGCAAGCUCGUCGCAUUCAUCUCCGGCAUCCCAAUACAAAUGCGAGUACGCGACAAGGUUCUCAACUGCUCCGAAGUCAACUUCCUCUGCGUCCACAAGAAGCUCCGGUCCAAGCGAUUGGCACCCGUCCUCAUCAAGGAGAUCACCCGCCGCUGCUACGUUGAAGGCACAUUUCAAGCGGUAUACACCGUCGGCUCCCUACUACCUACUCCUGUCUCGACAGCCCGCUACUUCCACCGCGCUAUCGACUGGGAGAAGCUGUACGAUGUCGGUUUCUCCCCACUUCCCCACGGCAGCACCAAGACACGUCAAAUCGUACGGUACAAGCUUCCAGACACCACAUCUACCCCCGGACUCCGCGAGAUGGAGGCCAAGGACGUGGACGCAGCUGUCGACCUCCUAAAGCGUUACCUGGAACGCAUGGACAUGGCGCAAGUCUUCAACAAGACUGAGUUUGAACACUGGAUGGCGCCAAAGGAGAAGCCUAAGGAACAGGUUGUGUGGAGCUACGUAGUUGAGGACCCCAACACGCACAAGAUUACCGACUACUUCUCUUUCUACAACCUCGAGAGCACGGUUAUCGGUAACAAGAAGCAUAACACAAUCAAGGCGGCGUACCUCUUCUACUAUGGUACUGAGGUCGCGUUCGAAGAGGACAAGGACAAGACGAAGCUUAAGCAGCGACUAAACUUGUUAAUGAAGGACGCGUUGAUCUUGGCUAAGAAGGCCGACUUCGACGUCUUCAACGCUCUCACACUACUUGACAACCCGCUGUUCUUGGAGGAGCAACGCUUCGGCGCUGGAGACGGCUCGCUCCAUUACUACCUGUACAACUACCGCGCUGCACCGAUACCGGGUGGCAUUGAUGGGCGGAACCAGUCGAGCAAGGACCACAUGGGCGGUAUUGGCUUGGUCAUGUUGUAA